This is a messenger RNA of Anthostomella pinea, 1143 nucleotides long. The record is from the annotation of a GenBank genome assembly. Lineage: Eukaryota; Fungi; Ascomycota; Sordariomycetes; Xylariales; Xylariaceae.
AUGAAGCGAAGUAUUCAAAAUGUGUCUGCUGCGCUGGCUAGUGUAGUGGCCUUCUUCGUGUCGACAACCGUCGGCACCGAGAUCCCGCCGCCGACCGGACGCUACCACAUCGGAAGACGCAAGUACGACAUCCCGUUCCUGAACACCGAGGACCUGUUCGCGCCCGGAAACGUCAGCACCUCCUUCAUCGCAACCGUAUGGUACCCAACGCUGCAAGAGCCGUGCGAGCCCGCCACGCCAUACCUCGACCCGGCAGUCGCAGCGCUCUGGGAGCCCGCCGCGGACCAGACCGCGGGCACCCUGUCGAACCUCACGUCCCACGUCCAGCCCGGCGCACCCCCAGCCCCAGCACCCCGGGACGGCCAGGCCGGGCUCUUCCCCACCCUCCUGUUCGGCCCCGGCGGCACCGGUCCCCCGACCGAGGCCUACACGAUCCUGAUCUCGGAGCUGGUGUCGCGCGGGUACGUGGUGGCCGGGCUGGACCACCCCUACGAGCAGCCCUUCGUGCGGUAUCCCAACGGCACCGGCGUCUACGGUCCCCCCGUCAACUACACCCUCUCCUCCGAGGAGGCCAACCUCCUGUACGAGAUGCGGAUCAAGGACAACGUGCACUUCGUCGGCGUCUGGCCCGACCUGGUCGCCGAGCUGGACGCGCCGUGGGCCACGGCCAAGCUCGGCGCGUUCGGCCACUCGAUCGGUGGUGCGGCUGCUGCCGGUACCGCGCGCCUGAUCGCGCGUGAGACGCUCGCGUCGACGCUGAAUAUGGACGGCACCUUUCUGGACGCGACCAACGACAGCGCGACCGCCGAUAUCCACAGACCGACUAUGCUGCUGGGCCAGGAUGGUCAUGAUGCGGAUGAUGGUGAUCUCAGCUGGGAGAUUUUUCCCGCGGCGCAGACGGGUUGGUGGCGCACCAUGUUCGUCAAUGGCACUGCGCAUUUGGACUUUAGCGAUUGGACCUUUUGGAAGACGCUUGGGGGCAAGCCGUUGGGUACGAUUGAUGGCGCAAGGAUGGUUGAUGUCACGAGGGAGUUCGUGACUGCGUUUUUCAACUACACGAUAUUGGGACAGGAAGAGGGGGUGUUGACUUCGCCAGGGCCCGUAUGGCCGGAGGUCUCUGUUUAUGACGGGAGCGAUGAGUGA